Panthera uncia (snow leopard) is the source of this 2468-nucleotide messenger RNA. RefSeq names its product SRY-box transcription factor 17 (gene SOX17). The record is from RefSeq and is a predicted model, not a curated record. Lineage: Eukaryota; Metazoa; Chordata; Mammalia; Carnivora; Felidae. The transcript has 2 exons. Gene Ontology annotation, molecular function: DNA-binding transcription activator activity, RNA polymerase II-specific; RNA polymerase II cis-regulatory region sequence-specific DNA binding. Gene Ontology annotation, biological process: anatomical structure morphogenesis; angiogenesis; positive regulation of transcription by RNA polymerase II. The coding region runs from base 186 to 1406 and encodes 406 amino acids.
CCGGCGGGGACGCGGUCUGCGCGGUGGGCUGGGGACCGCCCUGCAACGUCGCAGCGGGCUCGGGCCCGUGAGCCUGGAGCGGCCCGCCGGGCAUCUGCGUCCCACGCUCCCACCCCCUCCCCCGCGUCGGGGGAGGCGGCGUGUCCGGCGGAGGGUGGUGGGGCGAGGGGCAGGGCUGGAGCGCCAUGAGCAGCCCGGAUGCGGGGUACGCCAGUGACGACCAGAGCCAGCCCCGCAGCGCGCUGCCCGCGGUGAUGGCCGGGCUGGGCCCCUGUCCCUGGGCCGAGUCGUUGAGUCCCCUCGGGGACAUGAAGGUGAAGGGCGAGGCGGCGGCGAGCAGCGGGGCGCCGGCCGGGGCGGCGGGCCGGGCCAAGGGCGAGUCUCGCAUCCGGCGGCCGAUGAACGCCUUCAUGGUGUGGGCCAAGGACGAGCGCAAGCGCCUGGCGCAGCAGAACCCGGACCUGCACAACGCCGAGUUGAGCAAGAUGCUGGGCAAGUCGUGGAAAGCGCUGACGCUGGCGGAGAAGCGGCCCUUCGUGGAGGAGGCCGAGCGGCUGCGCGUGCAACACAUGCAGGACCACCCCAACUACAAGUACCGGCCCCGCAGGCGCAAGCAGGUGAAGCGACUCAAGCGGGUGGAGGGCGGCUUCCUGCACGGCCUCGCCGACACGCAGGCCGCCUCGCUGGGCCCGGAGGGCGGCCGCGUGGCCAUGGACGGCCUGGGCCUGCCCUUCCCCGAGCAGGGCUUCCCCGCGGGCCCGCCGCUGCUGCCGCCUCACCUGGGCGCCCACUACCGCGACUGCCAGGGACUGGGCGCGCCCCAGCUCGACGGCUACCCGCUGCCCACGCCGGACACGUCCCCGCUGGACGGCGUGGAGCCCGACCCGGCCUUCUUCGCCGCGCCGCUGCCCGGGGACUGCCCGGCGGCCGGCCCCUACAGCUACCCGCAGGCCUCGGACUACGCGGGGCCCCCCGAGCCGCCCGUCGGCCCCGUGCACUCCCGCCUCGGCCUGGAGCAGGCGGGCCCUGCCCUGCCGGGCCACGUGGCGCCCCCCAGCGCCCUGCAGCUGUACUACAACGCCCUUAGCUCGCCGGCGGCGGGCGGCGGGCGCGGCUUCCCCAUGCAGCCCCCGCAGCCCCCGCCGGGCCCCGGGCAGCCGUCGCCCCCUCCCGAGGCGCUGCCCUGCCGCGACGGCGCGGACCCGAGCCAGCCCGCCGAGCUCCUCGGGGAGGUGGACCGCACGGAAUUUGAACAGUAUCUGCACUUUGUGUGCAAGCCCGAGAUGGGGCUCCCCUACCAGGGGCCUGACUCCAGCGUAACCCUCCCAGACAGCCACGGGGCCAUCUCCUCGGUGGUUUCCGAUGCCAGCUCUGCGGUAUAUUACUGCAACUAUCCCGACGUCUGACGGCCCCCGAUCCGACCCAGCCUGCAGGCCAGAAGCGCAGUGUUACUUCCCAGAGGAGCUGAGGACACCCUCAGCCUCACGUUGUUCUGUUUUGUUUCUAAGUUGCCUAGGCACGUAAUUUAUGGUAAUUUAUUUUGUCUGCCACUUGAACGGUGGGGAUGGGGGUGGGGGGGAGGAGAAAAAUGUGAGGUUUGUUUUCAGACUUGUUCCGAUUCUGGUUGCCCACAGUUGCCUGGUCAAAGCCCUGUUUCCCAGUUCGAGCGGACCAGUUUUGAGUAUGUCCCCGAGUAACUUGCUCCGUUUGCUGAAAACCGAUUGAUCAAAACCACUUUUGCCUUGGGUGUGUUUUCUCAAUCUUAAAAAAAAAAAAUAAUAAAAUCUGGAAUCCCUUUUCACUCUGCUGGUGCCUCUGUCACAAAAGCCAAUUUUUGAGAUGAAUGUUAACUAUGGGCAGCGUUGGGAACAUGUUAAUGAGGUUCAAUGUCUAGCGGGAGCUCCUGCGAAUUUCUCCUUCUCGUUUUUUUGGUAGAACUGACUUCAAGGACGAAACUUAAAAGACGAACGUUUGGAUAGCUAAGGUUUUGGUUUUGGCAAGGGCAAAAACCUCCUGGCAUGAGCCUAUGUUCUGCAUUUCCGUGAUUUUAGCUUCUAAAAAGUAAUGGUCAAUCUUAACACCAUAGGAAUUUUAAUUUCUAGUAUAUCGCUUUCACCAGAGGGGAACAUCCAAGUAAUUUUGGUGUUCUAGUUGACUCUUGAGACCUGCCUAAAGAGGUUUUUGAAGUUUUCUUUGUCUACGUGUCACCAAGAGCCUGCACACUCCCUCUCAACACUGAAUUUGCCAGUCUUCACACAUCCACACCUUGGGAAGUAGUGUUACUGCAUUAAAAAUACUCUGAAGGAGUCACAAGAACGAAUCCAAAGAAAAUGUGCAUUGUGACUUUAAUUUGUUUUAAGUUUAUUUAAGAGUAUGAGCGGGGGAGGGGCAGAGAGAAUACCAAGCAGUCUCCCAGCUGGCGACCCACCAAGGUCUGCUCAGGUCAUGCAGAGAUCGUGACCUGAGCC